AUGAUAGGAAAUGGGUUUAUUGCAAGAGAUAUUGGGUUUGAGAUCAAAGUAGGCCCUCGAAGAAAACAAGUUGUGGCACUAUAUAUAGCCUCAUAUCAAUCCGUUCUGUAUAGUUGUAGCAUUUUGGUAUACCAGGAUACAUUAUACGCAGUCUCCAACCGUCAAUUUUAUGGGAAAUGUAACAUAUACGGUACCAUAGACUUCAUACUUGGGAAUGCUGCUGCAGUGUUCCAGAGCUGUAACUUGUUCCUUCACCGGCUAGCUGUUGGAGCCUACAAUGUAAUCCUGGCACAUGGCCGAACCCAUCCUGUCCAAAACACAGGAUUCUCUAUUGUUAUUGUUUUGAUUGGUGGUAAGGUGGUUGUUGAGUGGUGGUGUUGUGGCGGUCAUACUUUUUGUGCAACGUUGCCAUGGGAAUCAUGGAAAGGAAAAGUCUUGGUUGCUAAAUGCAUGGUGAGUUGGUGUUGGUGCGGCGGUGAUGGUGGCGGCGGGGAUUCAGAUCUGGAUGGUGGUUGUCGUGAUGGUGGUGGUUCCCGUGAUAGUGGUGAUGUUGGUGGCAGUAGUGUUGAGUUAUUGUUAUUGUUGGUGAUGGUGGAGGUGGCCGCGUAG
Messenger RNA from Olea europaea var. sylvestris, 609 nucleotides. Its product is annotated as probable pectinesterase/pectinesterase inhibitor 54. Gene Ontology annotation, molecular function: pectinesterase activity; pectinesterase inhibitor activity. The record is from RefSeq and is a predicted model, not a curated record. Gene Ontology annotation, biological process: cell wall modification. NCBI's taxonomy places the organism in Eukaryota, Viridiplantae, Streptophyta, Magnoliopsida, Lamiales, Oleaceae. The transcript is spliced from 2 exons. The coding region runs from base 1 to 609 and encodes 202 amino acids.